Molecule: messenger RNA, 3361 nt
Organism: Nicotiana attenuata
Lineage: Eukaryota; Viridiplantae; Streptophyta; Magnoliopsida; Solanales; Solanaceae
Product: valine--tRNA ligase, mitochondrial 1-like
Exons: 13
Coding region: 1-3270 (1089 amino acids)
Biological process (GO): valyl-tRNA aminoacylation
Cellular component (GO): cytosol
Molecular function (GO): aminoacyl-tRNA deacylase activity; valine-tRNA ligase activity; ATP binding
Source: RefSeq, a predicted model, not a curated record
AUGAAAGAUUUGGGAGAAGUUGAUACUAUCUUAGGUGUUAAAGUUAAAAGACAUAGUGGGGGUUUUGCCUUAUGUCAGUCUCAUUAUAUUGACAAGGUUCUUUCCAAAUUUAAUCAUUUGGGUAUUAAAGAAUUUAAUACUCCGUUUGAUGCUUCUAGCAAGAUGGUUGAGAACCCCGGAAGAUCUGUUAGUCAAUUAGACUAUGCUAGUGCAAUUGGUAGUUUAAUGUAUGCUAUGCAUUGUACUAGGCCAGAUAUUGCCUUUGCGGUUUGUAAAUUGUCAAGGUAUACUCACAAUCCAAGUGGUGAUCACUGGAAAGGUAUAGUGAGGAUACUUGGUUAUCUGAAAAAGACAAAAACUUUUGCCUUGUAUUAUAACAGAUUUCCUUCAGUGUUAGAAGGAUAUUGUGAUGCUAGUUGGAUAACUAGUGUUGGUGAUAACAAGUCAACGUCUGGGUGGAUAUUCACUUUAGGUGGAGGAGCAAUUUCGUGGGCUUCUAAGAAACAGACGUGUAUUACUCAUUCCACAAUGGAAUCUGAGUUUAUUGCUUUAGCAGCUGCAGGAAGAGAAGCAGAAUGGCUGAGAAAUCUGUUGUUAGAUAUAAAGUUGUGGCCACAAUCAAUGCCAGCUGUUCUCUUGCACCGUGAUAGUGAAGCAACUAUGUCUAAGGCAUUUAGCAAAAUAUACAAUGGAAAAUCUAGACAUAUUGCUUUAAGACAUGAGUACAUAAGACAAUUAAUUUCGGAUGGAAUUAUUACUGUUGUGUACAUCAAGUCUAAAGACAACCUUGCUGACCCAUUCACUAAAGGACUCGCGAGGGAUAUGAUAAUAAGCACAACAAGUGCUAUGGGUCUAAGUUAUCAUCUAUCAAGGGCUCCACGUAUGGUGCAUUGGGAUUGUGUCUUGCGUACCGCAAUCUCUGAUAUCGAGGUUGAAUAUGCAGACAUCAAGGAGAAGACAUUUCUGAAUGUUCCUGGAUAUGAAGAGCCUGUGGAGUUCGGGGUGCUGACAUCAUUUGCUUACCCCUUGGAAGGUGGCCUUGGUGAAAUUGUUGUGGCGACCACCAGAAUUGAAACUAUGCUUGGUGAUACUGCAAUUGCUAUACAUCCUGAAGACAAAAGAUACAGUCACCUUCAUGGGAAAUUUGCUAUUCAUCCAUUCAAUGGAAGAAAGCUUCCAAUAGUUUGUGAUGAAAUUCUUGUAGAUAUGAACUUCGGGACUGGUGCUGUUAAGAUAACUCCAGCCCAUGAUCCUAAUGAUUUUGAGGUUGGACAGCGUCACAAACUUGAAUUCAUUAGUAUUUUUACUGAUGAUGGGAAAAUAAAUAGGAAUGCAGGUGCAUACUUUGAAGGAAUGCCUCGUUUCAAAGCUCGUAUAUAUGGAAAUUUGUUCUUAUUUAUGACAAUUUAUGAGGUCUUGCAUGAAAAGGGUCUCUACAGGGGUGCUAAGGAUAAUGAGAUGCGCCUUGGGAUUUGUUCAAGAAGCAAUGAUGUAGUGGAACCUCUUAUAAAGCCCCAGUGGUUUGUCAACUGCAAAAAUAUGGCCAAACAGGCUUUGGAUACUGUUAUGGAUGAUGACAAUCGGAAAAUGGAGAUCAUCCCAAAACAAUAUGCUGCUGAAUGGAAAAGAUGGCUUGAGAAUAUUCGUGAUUGGUGCAUCUCAAGACAGCUUUGGUGGGGUCAUCGUAUUCCUGCUUGGUAUGUGACACUGCAUGAUGAUAAGCAGAAGGAAUUUGGUGUUUGUGAUGAUCACUGGAUUGUUGCUAGAAAUGAAGAAGAGGCUCGAGAUUUGGCUUGUAGGAAAUUUUCAGGGAAGGAGAUUGUUGAGCUCUCUCAAGAUCCAGAUGUGCUGGAUACCUGGUUUUCAUCUGGUCUUUUCCCAUUAUCUGUAUUGGGGUGGCCAGAUGAUACUGCGGAUUUAAAAACAUUUUAUCCAACUUCGGUUCUUGAAACUGGACAUGAUAUUCUCUUCUUCUGGGUUGCACGUAUGGUGAUGUUGGGGAUAACGCUGGGAGGUGACGUACCAUUUACGAAGGUUUAUUUGCAUCCAAUGAUCCGUGAUGCACAGGGACGUAAGAUGUCCAAAUCAUUGGGAAAUGUUGUUGAUCCUCUUGAAGUUAUUAAUGGAAUUACCCUUGAUGAUCUUCAUAAGAGAUUAGAGGAGGGAAACCUGGAUGCCAAAGAACUUGAGAGGGCAAAAGAGGGACAUGCAAAGGACUUUCCUAAAGGUAUUCACGAAUGUGGUGCAGAUGCUCUUCGAUUUGCCCUAGUCUCAUAUACUGGCCAGUCCGAUAAGAUCAAUCUGGAUAUCCAGAGAGUGGUUGGGUAUCGUGAAUGGUGUAACAAACUAUGGAAUGCCAUUAGGUUUGCCAUGUGUAAACUGGGUGAAGAUUACACCCCUCAGAAAAAGAUAGUUCCUAGUGAAAUGCCUUUUAGCUGCCAGUGGAUACUCUCAGCGCUUAACAAGGCCAUAGCGAAAACUGUCUCAUCCCUUGAAUCUUAUGAUUUCUCCGAUGCAGCAACAGUGGUAUAUUCAUUUUGGCAGUUCCAGUUGUGUGAUGUGUUUAUAGAAGUAAUCAAGCCAUACUUUGCCAGUGAUAAUCCAGAAUUUGUAUCUGCAAGAAGAUUUGCUCAAGACACUUUGUGGCUUUGUUUAGAUAAUGGGUUGAGAUUACUUCAUCCAUUUAUGCCGUUUGUCACCGAAGAAUUAUGGCAGCGGCUUCCUGCUAGCGGGAAUUCUAUAAAGAAAGAAUCUAUAGUGAUAAGUGAUUAUCCUUCAACUAUAAAGAGCUGGAAUAAUGAUAGUGUGGAAGCUGAGAUGGAAAAGGUUUCAUCCAUCGUUAAAGGACUGAGGUCGAAGAGGGCAUUGUUGCCUCCAAAGGAGAGAUUUGCAAGGCUGGAAGCAAUUGUGCUUUGCCGGACAACUGAUACCGUGGAGGCCAUAAAUAAACGCAAAAUGGAGAUUUGUACUCUAGCUACAUUGUCAUCUUUGAAGGUCUCAAGUGACAGUGAUGAAGCUCCAACAUCUGUCACAGUUUUUCUAGAGGAAAAAGGGACUACUAGUAACUCAGAGGCUGAAGUUGAAAGGCUUGAAAAGAAGAGAGAAGAGACGAGGAAGCAGUGUGAAAACUUAAGCAAAAUCAUGAGUGCCUCUGGCUACAAAGAGAAAGUUCCGCCUAACAUCCAUGAAGACAAUAUAGUGAAACUUAGUGUCCUAAAGCAAGAAAUGGAAUCAAUUGAAGAAAGUAUUGAGCGUCUCAUGUUAAAUUGAGGCGCAAAAUAUUAAGUCUCAUAUUUGUGAUAUACCAAGGUGGUUUUUGUAACUUUUCUUUUGCAACACUUCUAAUAUCUUUGUAACGUUA